Populus trichocarpa (black cottonwood) is the source of this 1355-nucleotide messenger RNA. Its product is annotated as protein SEH1. Gene Ontology annotation, cellular component: nuclear pore outer ring; Seh1-associated complex. Gene Ontology annotation, biological process: cellular response to amino acid starvation; positive regulation of TORC1 signaling. The coding region runs from base 108 to 1085 and encodes 325 amino acids. Gene Ontology annotation, molecular function: structural molecule activity; protein binding. The transcript has 8 exons. The record is from RefSeq and is a predicted model, not a curated record. Lineage: Eukaryota; Viridiplantae; Streptophyta; Magnoliopsida; Malpighiales; Salicaceae.
CCAAGCCUGCAAUCUACUGGGCCUGCAGAAACCUCUCCAAAACCAAGAGCAGCCAUGCCUCAGUAACCUCCGACUUCAAGGAAUUCGCGCAUCUUGUGUGUUGAGACAUGGAGAAAUCAGUGGCAACACUAGAUAAAGGCACUACAUGCACUUCAUGGAACUACUGUGGCCAAAGACUAGCAACUGGUUCUUUUAAUGGGUUUCUCUCAAUCUUCGACUCACCUGACCCUGCUUCCUCUUCCUUCACCGCCACCUCCAACAUUAGGAUACAUGAAGGUGGGAUUGUCAAAAUUGUCUGGAUCCCACCAGAGUAUGGGGAUGCAGUAGCCUGUAUUUGUGGAGAUGGGAGUCUGUCUUUGUGGGAGGAGAUUGCUGAAGAUGGACUACCUCUUCAAUGGAAGCUUUGUAAGAUUUUUCAUUGCAAGGGAAGUAAAGUGUUAGAUGCUCAAUUCGGAGUAAUCCGGACAAGUUUGAAAAUGGUUGUGGCAUAUUCAGAUGGCCAUGUGAAAGUCUAUGAGCUUUUGAAUCCUUUUGAGUUGAAGAAUUGGCAGCUUCAGGCUGAAAUUCAGAAUGUGAUUGAUUCAGUUUCAACAUUUGGGAAGGCUUCAUGCUUUUCUGCGUCUAUUUCUUGGAAUCCACAACGGAAUGAAAGCCAGGAACCAAGCUUUGUUCUGGGUUUCAACUCAGAUACACCUCAACUGAACAGUUCUAAGGUGUGGGUGUUUGAUCAGGCCCAUCAUCGAUGGCUUCCAGUUGCCGAGUUAGCAUUGUCCUUGGACAAAAGUGAUCAGGUUUUUGCAGUUGCAUGGGCACCAAAUGUUGGCCGGGCAUAUGAGUUAAUAGCUGUUGCAACUCGCAAAGGUAUUACAAUAUGGCAUGUUAGGUUGAACCCUGGCCUGGAUGGAAGGCUUUCAGUAGAAAAAGUUGCAUUGCUUUCUGGAUAUGAGGGCGAGGUGUGGCAGAUGGAAUGGGACAUGAGUGGAAUGACCUUAGCAACCUCAGGAACUGAUGGGAUGGUAAGAUUGUGGCAAUCCAACUUCAAUGGUGUUUGGCUUGAACAGGCUGCAUUUGAACCCGCAUCUUAGCCCCUACCAUCAUUUCUUUGUAGUUUGUACUUGUUUCGGCUGCAAGGAACCACUGUUUCUAUUGUGGUGGUUUCCUCGUUCUGUUUGUAUUAAACACGUGUUCUGAUUAGAGAACUCGUAAAGAUCGUCGCCGGUUACCUCAAUGCUCCAACUCCAUCCAUCAUUUUUGAAGUCAGUGUUUCAAAAAGAUUUUAGCACUAUCGAUUUUAUAUUUCUGGCUUAAAUUUGUAGCUACUAUUGUAUCACUAUAUUCAAAGAAUGGUUGUGUCA